Molecule: messenger RNA, 2248 nt
Organism: Osmerus eperlanus (European smelt)
Lineage: Eukaryota; Metazoa; Chordata; Actinopteri; Osmeriformes; Osmeridae
Gene: spns3
Product: SPNS lysolipid transporter 3, sphingosine-1-phosphate (putative)
Exons: 15
Coding region: 198-1754 (518 amino acids)
Biological process (GO): transmembrane transport
Cellular component (GO): membrane
Molecular function (GO): transmembrane transporter activity
Source: RefSeq, a predicted model, not a curated record
UUUGGUGGCACCUGCGCACUGCGACCAGAGGAAAGCCGCGUGAGCAGCGUAUAAGAGCCUGGGGAAGAUCUCUACUUCCUCUCAGCAAAGCAUCAGACAGACUGGAAGUCACCAACUCAAAACCACAAAUAUGAUGGAAUAAGCUGAUCUCAAAAUCAAGACCUAAGGAACCACGUAGUAAGACAGAGAUUAUUUCAAUGGAGACAACUGGACCAGUAAUGUCUCGCCAGGAUGGGAAGACAACCUGUCUGAGUUUAAGAUCAACGUCCGGUCCUCGCUAUGGCUCCAUUUCUGACCCCCCAAUACCUGAAGCCCCCCUUGUGGAGAGCAGGGGGAUCUCACCAAAGCACUCCUACAUUGCAGUGGCUGUUCUCUGCUAUGUGAACUUAAUCAACUACAUCGAUCGAUACACAAUCGCAGGAGUCCUUCUGAACAUCCAGAAAUUCUUUGAUAUCAAUGACAGUACAUCUGGACUGUUACAGACAGUUUUCAUCUUCAGUUUCAUAUUCUUGGCUCCUAUCUUUGGCUACCUUGGUGACCGAUACAACAGGAAGUUCAUCAUGAUUGGUGCACUGAUUGUGUGGCUUAUGACUGCCUUGGGCAGCUCUUUCGUCUCUGAGUCGCAGUUCUGGUUGUUGGUGUUUCUGAGAGCACUAGUUGGCACAGGAGAGGCAGGCUACUCCACCAUCGCCCCCACCAUAAUAGGGGACCUAUUCUCUGGCACCAAGAGGACCUUGAUGAUCUCGGCUUUCUACAUUUUCAUCCCUGUUGGAAGUGGUCUUGGAUACAUAAUAGGAUCCUCCGUUACGAGCGCUACAGGGGACUGGCGAUGGGCCCUUCGGCUGGUCCCCAUCUUGGGCUCCCUUGGGCUCGUGCUGCUGGUAGUCCUGUGUCCCAACCCCCCCAGAGGGGGAGCAGAUGCCCACGGAGAGAGCCCGGAAGCCCACAGCCCCUACAUGGAGGAUAUCAAGUACCUUUUGAAAAAUAAGAGUUAUGUGUGGUCCUCUCUGGGAGUGACAGCCAUGGCCUUUCUGACGGGGGCCCUGGCCUUCUGGACUCCCACCUUCCUCUCCAGAGCUCAGGUGUCUCAGGGGAUCCGACCCCCCUGCACCACGGAACCCUGCGACACCUCUGACAGUUACAUCUUUGGUGCCGUGACGGUGGUGACAGGGAUUCUCGGGGUGACCCUGGGCUCCACCCUCUCCAGGAAGCUGAGGGACAAGGUGCCCAACAUUGACCCGAUUAUCUGCGCAGUGGGCAUGCUCAGCUCCGCCCCCUGUCUCUUCACAGCCAUCAUACUAGCGCCCACAAGCAUUCCAGCCACUUAUGUGUUCAUUGGCAUUGGGGGGACUCUUAUAUCUCUGAACUGGCCUAUCCUGGCUGACAUCUUGUUGUAUGUCGUCGUGCCAACCAAGAGAGCCACAGCUGAAGCGCUUCAGAUUGUCGUCCUUCACCUUCUAGGAGAUGCAGGGAGUCCAUACCUGAUAGGCGUGGUCUCAGACGCCCUGAGCACUUACGACCCUGCCUCUGACGCGUGGAGCUUCAGGAGCCUGGAGUACAGCUUGCUGCUCUGCCCCUUCAUGGGGGUUCUGGGGGGGCUGUUCUUCCUCAUGACUGCCCUCUACAUCGCACAGGACAGGAAGGAUGCCCAGCUGCUGACUUCAGGACAGCCUCCUUCUGACACCCUCAACUCUAAGAUCCACUCAAGCCUAGAGUUAGAAGAAACAUCCCAUCCCACAUCCAACAUACCUUAAAACACAUCACAUCAAACUUCCAACAUCCCAUCAAACGUCACACAUCCAACAUCCCAUCCAACGCCCAGGGGUGAUUUGUGGAUGUGCCUAGCCAGCUGUUUAGUAGCGAGCUGCAGCCUGACCCCCAGGCUCCCCCAACGUCCCAGCCAGCACCUGCUGUCUGCUAAUGAGGACUGGGCCUGGGGCUCAAACACACACACACUUGUGCCUGAGAAGGAGGCUUCUCCUCCACCUCCACCAGGGAGUGUGUGUGUGUGUGUGUCCCGCCACCUCACCUGGGACUUCCUUCUCCUGUCAUGGUUAGGGAUAUGCAGCUCAGUUAUUGCUAUUUAUUGUGAAUGUACGUUUAUUAGUAUUGUAUUUGUAAUGUGAAGUGUUAUUUGAUGUAAAUAUGCAAUGGCAUACGUGUCUUGAUGUAUCGUUGUUCUUUUUGUACACUGUGAGCGCACGUGAAAACUUGUGCAAUUUAUAAACACUCCACUAGAUGUCACUGU